AUGCUGCGAGACGCGGACAAUGAUGGGGAGAGGAUGGGCCUGUAUCCCAACCUGGACUACAAGAGUCUGUUCAACGCGCUCUCGGGUCUCGUCGACUCAACGCCUCAUCUGCAGUACGGAACGUUGCCAUUCGGGCAAGCCAUCCUGCAAUGUCUGGGCUGCCUGCUGCCCUUCUUGGAGUACGACAUGAUUGACAACCUUCCAUUCUUGGUGGCUUAUUGCGUCGCUAUGUUCCCUGUGGCACUGCAUCAGGAGAUUCUACAUCUUCUGUCGUAUUACAUCCUGCCUUUUACCAUCACUCGCAAGUACGCGGGAAUGGAGGAAGAAAGUCAGGCGUCUCAAUCUGUAGCCGCCAUCAUCAUGAUGGUGUUUCAGCACUCCAAUAAUCCGGCGCACCACUGCCAGCUCCUGGAGUGCCUGAUGUCGAUGAAGCAGUGGGUGGUGAAGGACAUCCUGUGCGUCAUCGCGUACGGCACGUGGGGCGCGCGACUCUCCGCCGCCAAGCUGCUCUUCUACUACUGGCCGCCAUUCGACGCCAAGCUCUUCGAUCGGAAGGGACUGCUCUGCAAGUUUUCCAACGACCUGGUCCCGUUCCUGUGCCAGCGCGACAUGUGCCCGAACGCGGGCAGCGCGGAGGCGGCGAAGGUCUGCUACGACCACUGCAUCAGCGUCACCUUCGCCUCCGACAGCCCGCCCCCCCUCUAUCUCUGCAUCGAGUGCGCCAACGAGAUACACCGGGAACACCCCAACCAGCGGUUCUUUGACAUCCUACAUCCUCAACAACAAGUAUCAAUGGUCUGCGAGAAUAAGAAUUGUCGCUCGACCGACAAGGCUGCAUAUUCUAUUUGCUUCUCCAAUGAGUGUGCCAGUUACAAUGGAAACCAUCCUAUCAGGUACUGCCAGCAGUGCCACGGCAACCGGCACAACAGCCGGCGCGGGGGGGACCACGUCGUACACACGCGCCUGCCCCUCGCCUGGCAGAUGGACAGCGACAUGCAGACCAACCUCGUCGAGGCCAUCAUCAGCCUUCUUAAAGAAGCUAAGCCAAUUAACAUGGAGGAUCCUGACAGUUCCACAGAGCAGCUAAAGCCUCCACUAAGCGUCGACUUGCCGGAUCCCAUAUCCGUUGAAGAUCGACAACUUCUUGGCAGAUAUGGAGUAUGGCUGAUGGUAGGGUUGUGUACUCCAAACCCUGACACUCCUGAUGAGAUCCUCGGACGUCUGCUUUCCGUGCUAUUCCACUGGUUUCACGUGACUUCCUUCUCUUAUACUGGCGAAACGGCGAGCACGGUAGAGAAGUUGAAAAUCGAGCACGUGUGUGGGUGGGUGAGGAGUAUCGCGGAGUCUCACCGCGGGGUACUCGUGGCCUGUCUACUGCCUCACCCUCCGCACUACACGCGCCAGGCUGGACAUUGGGAUAACCUCGCCUCGAAGACACAUCAUCUUAAGGAUGGACUUAACAGACUUUACUGCCUGAUCCCUUACGGCAUCAUCACCCAGUCUAUCUGGGACUAUAUCAUGCCGGCUUGGAUGGAGGCUAUCUGCACUGAUGUACCGGAAAAGGAACUGAUGGAGCUGAAAGUCCCUCUAGGCAAGAUCUUGGAGCCUGAAGGUUCUAUGGUGGGUGUGGAUGAGAAGAACCUCUACAAGUUCGCAGUUCUCAAGGUCACGGAUACUCCAACACCUGACACCGUUCUACCUGUGUUGGAGUGGUUCCAGACGAUAUCGAUGUUGGACGUCCGUAUCCCGCUGAACCAGCUCUUCGACCUGUUCAGCCACUGCGUCGUCAACCUGCCGGAGAAGAUAUUCAAACCACCUACUCUAGAUGGUUCCAAACCUAAAGACUCGAAGGACUCCCCCAGUAACACAGACAAAGAGAAGAAGGAAAAGGAUGAUCAGAUGAAGCCGCAGAAUCUUACCUGCUGUAUACUCAUGUUGGAUAUACUGCUCAAGCAGAUGGAGUUACAACAGCGUCGUAUAAACAGCCAGAACGUGAGCAGCGAGGCCACCAAGCUACUGCGGCUCAUGCUGAAGUCUAACCAGACCAACACCAUAGAGCACGCGGUGUGCCAGGCGGAGGGCGCGUGCUCGUACUGCGAGGCGGCCGCGCUGUGGCACCAGCUCGCUGUACUACUCGUGCGGGCCCUCGUACCCGACCGGCCCAAGCCGGCCCCGCAGGCAUCAGUAGAAGACUUAUGGGCAGAACCUCCAUGCCACAAGAAGGCUCCGUCGGAAGAGGAACGCAGCAAGUCGGGGGGCACUCCGGCGACGUCAGUGGACGCCCUCAUGUCUAUGGCGCACCCGCUACAUGAACGCGGCGCGGGCGCAGUGGGCGGGGUCCUCGUACACAUGCCACAUUUUAUCGGGGACUUAUGUGAGGAUUUAGUGUGUGAGAUAGAGUGGGAUGCGCAGAUAAUGACGGCGACGGUGGAGACUAUAACGGAGCAGUUGGACAUGGCGGUGUCGCUGCCCCCGGCCGACGCGCCCGCGCUCGCCACCGCGCAUACUGUCACUCUCACCGACACCGAUGUCGCCACUGCUACCGCUGAUGUGUCAACCCCAAACCUACUCGGUGACCAUGAGAAUAUGGCAGAAUCCGUAGAAGAUGAUAUGACGAACUUUUGGCCAACAUCUGCUGGCAAGUUCCAUUUCUGCAUUGAAGAACUGCCUCAAGAGUUGCAGUAUAUACAUCAGUUAUUGCAGGAGUUGAAGAGUACCUCUCGUCCGGAUGUACUGUACCACCUGCUGCAGUGCUUGCAAGUUCUAGUGCUGAGCACGGAUGCGCUGGCAGACCAUCGUGGUUUCCUCAUUUGGUGCCAGGAGAACCUGCUCAUUGAUAACCUAUGGAACGUAUGCAACGCGUCUCACUCGCACAUAUGUUCCGUGGCGGUGCCAGUACUGCUGCACUGCGUGACGCUGGCCGGCGGGGCCGAUGUCUUCUGCAACCUCAUCCGCGACCAGUUCCAUCACCAUGAUUACCACGUCCGGUUCACUGCGGUGGAGCGAGUCACUAUUAUUAUUAGGUUCAUGGACGGGUCCCCAGUAAAGACAAGCCUCCCUCUGCAGACAGCGCUGGCUACAGCAUUCUGCUACUUGAUCUCCAGCAUGGACGACAUCAACGUGUACGUGGCACAGCGGGCCACCCUGUAUAUAGGCACUGUGCACGAUAACGCCAUCGAUUUACUCCUGUACUGCUUGGAGACGCAGUUCGACCUGGUGAUAGUCGACCGACCAAUGAUCCUCCAGUCCAUCUACCAGCUCCACAACACGCUCAGCGACAGAAAGAUCCUCACUUGGGAGUUCUUCCUCAACAGAUUCGAAGCACUCUUCCUUGAGGCACAGAUCAAUUCUAAUAAGACCAUCGAUUUCUCUAAUUUGAGAGAACUAGUCAGCAGUGAGACGAGUUCGGAAUGGUUUCUGUAUAAAGUGCGACGCGCCCACGAGGCGCUUAGCGUGUCCGCCAGAGACACCAACGUCAACACUCUCAGUGCAUCCUUCGGUACCAAGUGGCCAUACAAGAGGACAAUUUCUGCACCUGCCACCAUGCCUCCUCAUCCUGAUACUAGACAUGAACGCGAGAAAGUAUACUCGCGGCAGUACUCGGCGCCCCUGCUGAAGCGGAAGACGUCCCGCUUCGGGCUGGGGCAGCUACUGGCCGCGCCACAACCUCUCGGCACUGCGCAGCGCUCCAAUAACACUCAUGAUGGCUUCCACUCGAUGUCGGGUCGGUCUGAAGACACGCUGACCACGAUCCUGCCCAAAGCGGUGGAUCUCGAAGAGGCUGAUCGAGAGACCACUAAUUUGUUGGUGUUCCUACUCAUGCAGUUCUUGUCCAGAUCCGACCAGGCACAUCCCUUUGAAGACAAGCAGUCAUCGAAGACGCAGGAACUGGUACUCAAGCAUUUGUUCCUGUUGCUUGGCUACAACUGCGUCGAGAAAUACUUUCAUAUAUCGCCGUUUACAUUGAGACAAUCAUCAAUUUUCAACGCGUUCAUGGCGAACUUACCGCAAGUGUUGGACCAGAACCACGUGAUGGGUGCUAGCAUCGCUGAGCCCACCUUACUUUUACUGCAGUACUGCUGCGGGGGCGGGGGCGGGGGCGGCGCGGGGCCGGGCAGCCCGCAGUCGCUGGGGGCGCUGCAGCCCCAUGUACGCAGGCACUGGCUCAUGGCGCUGCUCGUCGUGCUCUACAAGUACCACUACGGGUCGGGCAGCACGGUGGGGCUGGUGUCCGCGCUGGUCCGCGUGGUGCUGAGCUCGGUGGAGGCGCAGUACCACGCCUGCAAGCGGAUCCCCCCCAUGCUCGUCAUGCCCAGCGCCACCAGGGCCAGGGAUUUAAGCCAACCAUCUCUAAAGACGGAGCACGAGACGGCGGGCGCGGGCCCGGCGGCGCCCCCCGCGGGUGGCGGGGGCGGGGGCGGCGGCGGGGGCGGGGCCGCGGAGCGGGCGGGGGGCAGCCCGCUGCCCGCGCUGGACCGCGGCAAGCCCAAGCUGCAUCACAAGUCCCCCGCACACAUGCACACGCACUGGGAGGAACCUACUAACUCUAACAAGGACAGCACAGAAAACAGCCUCCAAGACACGACGUGCCUGAAUUCGUGGCGAGGAUCUGCACAAGCUGCCUCCCUUCACUUUCGACCACGUACAUAUCAGGCUAGGCUGCUGAAGGAUAUAACGGUCCUGAAGCAAAACCAGGUUAAGAUGCUGCAUUAG
Spodoptera exigua (beet armyworm) is the source of this 4713-nucleotide messenger RNA. The record is from the annotation of a GenBank genome assembly. Lineage: Eukaryota; Metazoa; Arthropoda; Insecta; Lepidoptera; Noctuidae.